Pocillopora meandrina is the source of this 1134-nucleotide messenger RNA. The record is from the annotation of a GenBank genome assembly. NCBI's taxonomy places the organism in Eukaryota, Metazoa, Cnidaria, Anthozoa, Scleractinia, Pocilloporidae.
AAAAAUCAAAAUGGCGGAUGACCGACAGAACAAUAGAAGGUUGAAAAAUUUCAUGCGUCCUUACUUGGAAGGUUUCUACGAUUGGGUUCUAAUGCCGACGCAUUUUAAAGUAGCCUUUUAUUGGUUUGUUGUUCUGGUAGGUUCAUUCAUCCACGGUUUUCAACUGCUUCCUCUGUCCUAUCUCUCGAACAAGAGAAAUGUCUUCAACGUGUAUUUUGCCAAGUUUGGCUGGGGUUGGACACUUCUUCUUCUGAUUCCCUUCAUAUCCUUAACUUCGUCCGUAUACACUUCUUUGAAUCCGUUGGCGAUACUGAAACAUCUAAGUAGGAUGGCUGUGGCCACAUGUGGAUGGUAUUUCUGGGUGAAUCUGUUUUUUUACAUCAAGGAGUUGACCGGCUUUUGCGAAGGAGAAGAAACAUUGAUUUCAAAGAGGAGCUGUAAUAAAGAGGGAUUUUACUGGAAUGGUUUUGAUAUAUCGGGCCAUUGUUUCCUUCUAACUUACAGUGCACUGGUUAUUAGUGAAGAACUACAGCCCAAACUUUAUUGGCCGUCAACAAUGUCAGCUGUUGUACAAACAAGUCCUGAAAAUAUCAAUGGAUUUCAAUACCGGAACAUUGCUCGACUAGUAACACCUUUUGUAGGAGUUUUUUCCUUCUUUGCUGGCCUCUUGUUAAUCUUGUGGGAAUUCAUGCUUGUGUUCACCACAAUUUAUUUUCACACUGUUUAUCAGAAAGUUCUUGGGGCUGGGAUAGCGAUAUUUACCUGGUAUAUCACUUACAGAGUCUGGUACUGCUAUGCACUGUCACCAGGACUGCCUCAGGUCCCUAAUGCUAAAGUGACUGGUUGAAGUUGUUUUCACUUAACUGUGAAUUUAAUCACAAAAAUUAUAUAAAGAAUAAAUCAAAGCCUGGUCUCUGAAUAAGAUCCCUGAUACUAAAUGAAGUGCCUAACCUAAUUUAGCAGACUCCUUUUUCUGCAAUGACUUUCAUUAUAGUUCAUUUGUGGGAAGAAAUUUGUCAUCAGUUAUUUUGAGGUUAACCCUCAAAAAUCAACCUUUACAAGUAUGUAAUCUCAAGAACUUAAGUCUUCUAAUUGGAGGAUCCAAGAAGUGAGUUUUAGCCUUUUUUAUUUAGU